Molecule: messenger RNA, 3476 nt
Organism: Thamnophis sirtalis
Lineage: Eukaryota; Metazoa; Chordata; Lepidosauria; Squamata; Natricidae
Gene: ZNF143
Product: zinc finger protein 143
Biological process (GO): regulation of transcription by RNA polymerase II
Cellular component (GO): chromatin; transcription regulator complex; PcG protein complex
Molecular function (GO): DNA-binding transcription factor activity, RNA polymerase II-specific; RNA polymerase II cis-regulatory region sequence-specific DNA binding
Source: RefSeq, a predicted model, not a curated record
AGGUCUUUUCUCCUGCGAUGUAUUUGGAUCGGGGGGUGGGGGGUGGAACAGUCGCCGCGUAAAGUACCCGCUCGGGGUCUUUGGGCUGUAAGGCGAAGCGGAAUCGAGCGACAUGUUACCCAAAUGACUUCCAGGGGCGUGUGCUUGAGGAAGCUUUCUCUUUAGGGGCUGCGUCACUGGACAAGAUUCAUAUUGUAUAUAGCCCUUUGCAAGCCAUGACAGAAAAAGGUCUUGUCUUGAGGCAUUUUUGUUCUCCCGACAUCGGUCCCGAGCCGAAGGAGUCUCAAAACGUCACCGUCGCCCUUUGCUCCCGGGUGAAUUCACCCACGCCGCGCUUUUUUUUUAAAAAAAAGCAGCGGAACCAUUUUUGACAAAACCUCGUAUAUAUAUGAACGAGCGGCGACCUAAAGCUGCAGGUUCGGAAAGGGAGAUUCCAAAUCAGUGUGUGCGACAAACUUGUGUGUCGAUCUGUAAAGUCUGAUAACACUUCACCCGUUAUUUAAGGACGUGGACGACAGGUUUUUUUCCUUCCGAUUAUAAUACGCAAAUAUGAUUGAUGGAAGAAGCUCUGCGUACAUGAUUCUCAACAGGCCCAUUUCGCACGAGGAGAAUGACCAUUCUCUGAAUGGAAAAUCUUACAUGUAGAAGGAAGUGGAAUCCAGCAGAGGCUCGUGCCAAGGUGGUAAUGGGGAGGAGUUGAUUUUGCCCUUUCUUAUGGACAGAAGCCUGUGAAGUAUGUUGAGCUAAGAAAGAACAACUGGCCCAAAGUCACCCAACCAGCUUUCAUGCCUGAGGCAGGACUAGAACUCCGUAUCUCCUAGCUUCCAGCCAAGUGCCUUAACCAUUAGAACAAACUGCCUCAUUUUUCCCUUUUUUUCAUGCAACAGAGCUUUUAUCUCGAAAAAUUCAUAUGGUAGACAAUGUUACUAGCCCAGAUAAAUCGGGAUUCUCAGGGAAUGACAGAGUUCUCUGGAGGAGGGAUGGAAGCUCAGCAUGUCACUCUCUGUUUAACAGAAGCUGUAGCUGUACAAGAUGGAGACAACUUGGACAAUAUGGAAGGAGUGAGCUUACAGGCAGUUACUCUUUCUGAUGGAUCCACUGCCUAUAUACAACACAACUCAAAAGAUGGCAAAUUAAUGGAUGGCCAGGUGAUACAGCUGGAAGAUGGCUCAGCUGCCUAUGUCCAACAUGUUCCCAUGUCUAAAAGUAAUGUAGGAGACAGUCUUCAUUUAGAAGAUGGGCAGGCAGUUCAGCUUGAAGAUGGAACAACAGCCUUUAUACAUCACACUUCAAAAGACAGUUACGACCAGAGUGCCCUGCAAGCAGUACAACUAGAAGAUGGGACCACUGCUUACAUUCACCAUGCAGUACAAGUGCCACAAUCGGACACCAUAUUAGCUAUUCAGGCAGAUGGCACAGUGGCAGGUCUUCACACGGGAGAUGCUACUAUUGACCCAGAUACCAUAACUGCUCUCGAACAAUAUGCAGCCAAGGUGUCUAUUGAUGGAAGUGACAGCGUUAGUAGCACUGGGAUGAUAGGUGACAGUGAACAAGAUAAAAAAAUGCAGAUUGUCUUGCAGAGCCAUGGCACAAGAGUAACAACUAAGUCCCAGUCAACUGGAGAUAAGGCUUUUCGCUGUGAUUAUGAUGGCUGUGGAAAAUUGUACACUACUGCUCAUCACCUUAAGGUACAUGAAAGAUCACACACAGGAGAUCGGCCAUAUCAGUGUGACCAUCCAGGUUGUGGAAAAGCAUUUGCAACAGGUUAUGGAUUAAAAAGUCAUGUCCGAACUCAUACUGGAGAGAAGCCUUAUAGAUGUUCAGAAGAAAACUGCACAAAGUCAUUCAAGACUUCAGGAGACCUGCAGAAACAUAUAAGAACCCAUACAGGUGAAAGACCCUUCAAGUGCCCCUUUGAAGGAUGUGGUAGGUCAUUUACAACAUCUAACAUCAGAAAGGUUCAUAUCAGGACACAUACAGGAGAAAGACCAUAUUAUUGUACAGAGCCAGGAUGUGGAAGGGCAUUUGCCAGUGCAACUAACUAUAAGAAUCAUGUGAGAAUACAUACAGGGGAGAAGCCUUAUGUAUGUACAGUCCCUGGCUGUGAUAAGCGUUUUACUGAAUAUUCCAGUUUAUAUAAACACCAUGUGGUACAUACGCAUUCUAAACCUUACAACUGUAAUCACUGUGGAAAAACAUACAAACAGAUUUCUACUCUUGCAAUGCACAAGCGAACAGCACACAAUGAUACUGAGCCAAUAGAGGAAGAACAAGAAGCUUUUUUUGAGCCACCUCCAGGUCAAGGUGAAGAUGUUCUCAAAGGAUCACAAAUAACAUAUGUAACGGGUGUUGAAGGAGAAGAUGUUGUUUCACAAGUUGCUACUGUGACUCAGACUGGGCUGAGUCAGCAGGUAGCACUUAUUUCUCAAGAUGGAACUCAGCAUGUUAAUAUAUCUCAGGCUGACAUGCAGGCCAUUGGAAAUACUAUCACUAUGGUAACACAAGAUGGCACUACCAUCACAGUCCCUGCACAUGAUGCAGUUAUUUCUUCUGCAGGAACACAUUCUGUUGCAAUGGUCACCGCGGAAGGCACGGAAGGACAACAGGUUGCCAUUGUGGCUCAGGAUUUAGCAGCUUUUCAUAGUGCUUCACCAGAAAUUGGACAUCAGCAACAUGGACAUCAUUUAGUCAGUGCAGAAUCUAGACCUGUUACUUUGCUGGCAACAUCCAAUGGAACACAAAUAGCAGUGCAGCUUGGAGAACAACAGUCUUUGGAAGAAGCAAUUCGAAUAGCUUCCAGAAUACAACAAGGUGAAACACCAGAAAUUGAUGAUUAAUUCAUAACUUGGCUAAAGGAACUAUAGAAUUCUAUUUUAUUUUUGUUCAACAAAAGUCUAUGCCAGGUGAAAAUCAUAAAAUGUUUUUCCUCCACUAAUACUGUGCAUAUACUUUACGCAACAGUGAAGAACAUUUAAAGUGUAUAAUGUUUAUGUAUAAGAACUUUGGGAAUACCGAAUUCCAUCUCUUAAGAUUCAUUAUUCUCUACCCAGGACAAAGAAUUAGGUUUUGUAUUAAAUUUACUUGCUUAUAUUCCAAACCAAACUAAAGACAAGCAACAGUCACAGAAGAAAUGCUGGAAUUAAUUUUAAAGUCAUACAAAAUCAACGAAGGCAUUAUUGAAGAUUUCAACUCUUUAAAUCAUAACAGCAAUCAUCAUUCAAAAAUCCUUUGGAAGCACGAAUUUAAUUGUUUCUUAUAUGCAGUUUUGAAUUUUGAAACCUUUGUAAAUAUUCCAUUUUAAUUGUGGUUCAUACACGUUGAACAUUUAUCAUUUUUUGUUUCCUCUGCCGUCUCACUGAUUGUAAAUACAAACAAUUGCCAGAAUUGCUAUUAUAUUGUCUUUGAAUUGGAUUAUGUAUAAAAUGAAAACUUUGGUUGUUCAAUAUUAAAGGAAUUAAAACUGGUGUUUCUACUUA